This is a messenger RNA of Biomphalaria glabrata, 2861 nucleotides long. RefSeq lists its product as uncharacterized. Gene Ontology annotation, biological process: vacuolar proton-transporting V-type ATPase complex assembly. The record is from RefSeq and is a predicted model, not a curated record. NCBI's taxonomy places the organism in Eukaryota, Metazoa, Mollusca, Gastropoda, Planorbidae. The coding region runs from base 96 to 752 and encodes 218 amino acids. Gene Ontology annotation, cellular component: extrinsic component of endoplasmic reticulum membrane. The transcript has 3 exons.
GUUUUGUCGAAACAAUAAAAGAUAAAUGCAUAUAAUAUAGUCUAGAUCUAGAUCUACGUAAGUCUCGAAUAUUAUAUUAGAAUAUAAAUAUUAAAAUGGAGGUCAUAAGUCAGCAGUUAGAUGACACAGUCUUGGAAAUAUUUGAUGUCCUGGAACAUUUGUAUGAGGCGCAAGAUAAACUAGCACAGUUGAUGAAACAAGGAUUUCUUGAUAUGUCGCGAGCCAGAAAAUCCAUGGGAGUUAAGAAUGUCUCAGCAGAUCAGAUAAUCAGCGCUAACAUUUUAGCCUCAGUGAAAGUCAACGUUGAUGAAGACUUACUUCAACCUUCAAAUGAAGAAGAGGUUGGUGAAAGAGAAUUGUUUCAAAUGUUACAAAAUGUUGAGAAAAAAAUUGAUGAACAAGAGAAAACAACUCCCCCAGUGACAUCGUCAGACUCCUCGUCAGGCCCCAGAAAAAGGCACACCGAGAAGUCUUCAAAAAGUGAUCCAGACAAACAGGACAAAGAGAAUGGGACAAAAGUGGCUCCCCAAGUGGAAAGUUCUGAAGAUUCUGAUAUCUCCAACAGAGUGGUAACCAAUAGCCUGUCAUUGUUUGGCAUCCUAGUGCCUCCAACACUUCGAGCUAGUCAGAAACAUUUCAAUGACUCUCUCAAAGUGUGUGUUGAAUUAGCCAAUCUAAAACACAGGUUGCACAUCUUGAAGUUAAAGUAUAGAGACUUGUAUGAAAAGAAAAAGAGUGACAGUGAUAAAUGAUAAGUAGUACUGUGCUUAAGUUGUCAAUGAGAAAUGAUAAGUAGUAAAGUGGUUAAGCGGCACUGAUAAAUGAUGCGUACUACUGUGUAUCAUUUCACAUUCCUACCCAUGUUUACAUUAAUUUUUAUAUCACAAUAAUUUGACAUUGCAUUAUUAUGAGACCUUUUUUUUGAUUUCAUACUUAUUUGUAAUAUUUAUAUGAAAAUGUAAGAUAGUCUCAAAAUGCUGUUUCAUUGUUACUUAACUUAUGGGCAUAUUCACCCAGUAUAAUUCAAAAUAUGAUAAUUGUAAUAUAUGGUGUUAUAUGUUAAGUUAUAAUGACAGUGCACAAUGUGGGACUAUUUUGUUAAUUGACUAACAGACAUAUUUAAAAAAAAAAACUUAUCCAUGUUUUCCACCAGUUGCUAGUAAUCUUGUUUUCUAAUUAACCCUUAGCAACUCAUUUCAUGCCUGAUUAUCACCUGUAUUUUGUAAUGUCAUUAUAGCAAUACAUUUGCUUCCCAUUGCAUUUAUCUGUGUAUUAAUUAAUGUUUUGAUAGUUUACAUACCAAAAAUAGUUUGCUUUCUAAUCUUCUUCAUAAGUUAUUUCUAGAUUAAGUGGUAUUAUAAAUUAUCAUUUGGGAUUACUGUUACUUUUCCUUUUUUUUUUGUCUCUAGUAUCUUUCAUGCUUUCUUCAGUUGAAGACAAUAUAGAGGAUGCAUAAAUCCUUUAUAUCUAGUAUAAGCUUUGGGCUAGCUUGUUUUUUUUUUCUUCCCACUAUGUGCGCAAGGUGGCAAGUUGUCCCCAUUAAGAUCAGUCCCCUAUAAUAGUGCUUCUCAGACUUUUAUCACUGGCGCAUCCAUUUAUGAGACAAAUUUUGCUCCCCCUUAAGGCAGUUUGGAUUUUAUUGUGCAUUAGCUGUGUUUAGAAUCCAAGAAUGUUCUUAAAGCUAGUCUUUUUUUUUAAUUUGAAAAUAGUGUUUCAUAGAUAAUAUGUGAGCUUUUUAGGGACUAGAAAAUGUCAAGUUUUAAGAUAGUAUUGGAGAUGCAGCUAGGGAGUUUUGAUUCAAUAUUGUUGCAGAAGUCUCAUGCAAAAACUGUAUACAUUUUUAAAGUCCUUAUUAGGCAUCUACUUGCCUUAAAUGCCAAGAGAGCAUCUGGCUGCAGGUGGAUUCUGAACGAGACAGCUGGAGAUCACUUGUAAAGGCUGAAGGGUACACAUUUGAGACAAAAAAAAAUCUACUGCUGAGGAUAGAUGUAGAUAGGGAAAGGAGAAUCUCAAUCAACCACCAGCAGACAAUGUUAUGGCAAAAUAUGUAGGUCACAGCUGGGGCUGCGUAGCCACAUGAAAUACUGCACUCCUGAUUAAUCUUUGUACUCAAAGACAAGUGUUAUUAUUAGUGUUAUUAUUAUUAUUAUUAGAAGAUGAAAGGAUUCUCUUAUUUAAACUACUGUACAUUUUAUAACAUUGGUCAAUAAUGGAUUUUACUUGGUUAACAUUCAAAUAAGGAUUGAUAUUUAUGAUGUAAAUAUAACUCUUUUUGUUUUGGCCCCUGAAAAACAAAUUGACUGGCUUUGCCCCCUACCCUUGUCGGGACAUCAGGCCCUGAUUGAGAGUACAGUUUGAGAACUGCUGCUUUACCAUUUUUACCGCCUCUUUCCAAUUGAUUUCUGAUGCUUUUAGUUCAAACUCUGAUAAACAAUCGUUCUAGAUUUAUUUAGUCUCUCAUCAAUUUUGUGGAUUGAACUUUAAACUGUUAAAUAUUUUGAGUGACAUGUUGACAAUAAAUUAGAAAUGUAGUGGAUGGAAAGACCUGAUACCACAUACGGUACCACAUUGUAAGUGCUCCAAUUUUAGUUAAAGUAAUGUUUAGUCCCUUGUGUCAUAUCUAUUGUUAUACAUUCAAUACAGUCAUUGGAUCAUACUCUUGGCUAUUUUUCUUUCUAGACUCAUGCAGUCAGAUAAGUUAUAUUUAUUUAGUCAUUUAUGUUGAUUCAAGUAUUUCAAGCAUUUGUGACUGUUCAUUACUGACAUGUGAUUAAUUUGACCAGCAUGACAUACAUUAAAAAAAAUAUUUUUUUUUGUUAUUUUUGUUCUUUAAAUAAAUAAAUUGAAUUCUAGUUGUUCCA